This is a messenger RNA of Closterium sp. NIES-67, 4454 nucleotides long. The record is from the annotation of a GenBank genome assembly. Lineage: Eukaryota; Viridiplantae; Streptophyta; Zygnematophyceae; Desmidiales; Closteriaceae.
AGAUUACUCUCCCUCAUCACACGUGGCGCUUCAGCCCAACCACUACGGGCGUUCUACUCCCCCUCAUGGAGGUGCGCACACAUCCCUUUUCUUUACUGCAUGGCUCCGUGAUACACACGUCUUGGCCCCCUCCCACACGUCUUGGCGGUCUGUGACUCUGCCGUGACCCCACCCACCUCAUGACAGCGUGGCUUUUCACCCCAGCCGCUGCGGGCGUUCUCCUCUUCCUUAUGGAGGUCGUCAGCCUCCUCCUAGUUUGACGGGCUUGUACUGAUGAAGCCUCGCAAGAGCCGAAACUACUUUUCUCUGUUUCUGCACAGUCCCUUACCACCCCAGCUAAUUCACCAGCUGCUGCCUCUGCCACUGCUGCUGCUGCCACUGCUGCUGCUGCCAUUGCUGCUGCUGCCACUGCUGCUGCUGCCACUGCUGCCGCUGCCUUUCUCGCUACCUCUGUCGCAAAGUCCCCUCGCCAUCCCUCCAUUUCAGCCUCGCCAACUAGCCAGUCAGUAGGACCUUUUGCACCACCACCUGCUCAUUCAUCCACUGUUGCUGCAGCAGCAGCAGCACCAGCAGCAGCACCAGCAGCAGCAGCACCGGCAGCAACAGCAGCAGCAUCAUCACCAGCAGCAGCAGCACCGGCAGCAACAGCAGCAGCAUCAUCACCAGCAGCAGCAGCACCCGCAGCAACAGCAGCAACAUCACCAGCAGCAGCAGCAGCAGCAGCAGCAGCAGCAGCAGCAGCAGCAGCAGCAGCACUGGCAGCACCGGCAGCAGCAGCAGCAGCAGCGGCUGAUGCUGCAGCAGCGACCAAUUCGAUCACCAAACAGGAGGGGGCGAAUCCUGCGGGAGCCUCGCUGCUGAGAGCAGGAGCUGAGGAGUGGUGAGGCCCACGGGUUGCAGGGAGCAAGGAAUCUGGUAGGGCAGUGGGAGCAUACACGCCAGCAGCAAUGGGGCCUGUAGGAGGAGCACAUGUGCCAGCAGCAACAGAGCCUGUAGGAGGAGCAGUAGGGGUUGCUGCAGGGGUGAUGGCAGGUGCGACGGCAGGUGCUGGGUUAAGCAGCAGUGUUGGGCAUGACAAUGGGAUGUAUAGCAGUAGUGGGUAUGGCAUGACUGGUGGCAGAGCAACACACACUGGAGGGUCUGCAGUUGCCCUUCAAAUGGGCGUUGUGACGUCAGCAGGCACGGCAGCCUACCAGUCUGGCGGUGCGGCAGGCUCGGCAGCAUUCCAGCCUGGCGGUGCGGCAGGCUCGGCAGCAUACCAACCUGGCGGUGCGGCAGGCUCGGCAGCAUACCAGCCUGGAGGUGCGGCAAGCACGGCAGCAGCCGUGGCUACUGGGGCUCCACCUGCUGGCGGUGGCUUUGCUAAUUCCAGUGGAGGGGGAGGGGUGCAAGGAAUGGCGACCACUCAUGCUGCUACUGGUGCCAUGGCAUGGCGCCAUGCUACAUGGCAUGGCAUGGUCGGGUCUCCUCCCGCUACAUGGCAUGGCAUGGUUGGCUCUCCUCCUGCUAGAUGGCAUGGCAUGGUCGGCUCUCCUCCUGCGGCUCAUGCAGGGCUGCCUAGUGCGCUUCCGUCAUGGCAUUUGGGAAUGGGACCUACCAAUACCACAGCUGUCCCCUCCGCUGCUUCCACUGCUGCUGCUGCUGCUGCUGCUGCUGCUGCUGCUGCUGCUGCUGCUGCUCCUGCUGCUGCUGUCAAUUACACUGGAGCUGCUUUCGGGGGCCAUGCUGUGCCUGAGAUGUCGUUUGGCAUUCCUUCCGAACCUGGAAGUUUAGCUGGUUCGGAGGUCUGGUCCGGGACUGGUGUACUUGGUCCGGAUGCUGCAGCUGGGGCUGGUUGGAGUCCUCCUGAUGCAUAUGCAGCUUCGGCAGCCGCUUGGGCAGGUAUGGGAGUGUCAAAUAUAUGUAUAACUCAUAUUUGUAUAGACUGUAUAGGGUCACCUCUUAGAGGGUACAACACUCUUAGGUAUAUACCUUUGUUCUCUCUCUCUAGUAUACACUUGUUCAGUUUUCUUCUCGACAUGGUAUCACCCGUAGGUUCGACCCCCCCCCCACCUACCGCUUCCGCCCGUGCCUCCUAGGCCCCGUCGCGCUUUCACCUAGGCCCCGUCGCGCCGCCCCCACCUAGGGCCCGUCGCGCCCCUCCUGGGCCCCUAUUGCGCCUCCUAGCCCGUCACGCCCCUCCUGGGCCCCUAUCGCGCUUCCUAGCCCGUCACGCCCCUCCUGGGCCCCUAUCGCGCCUCCUAGCCCGUCACGCCCCUCCUGGGCCCCUGCCGCGCCUCCUAGGCCCUGUCGCGCCCCUCCUGGGCCCCCGUCGCGCCUCCUAACCUGGCGCGCCCCUCCUGGGCCCCUGUCGUGCCCCCUAGCACGUCGCGCCCCUCCUGGGCCCCUGCCGCGCCUCCUAGCCCGUCGUGCCCCUCCUGGGCCCCUCGUGCCCCCUAGGCCCCGUCGCACCUCUCCUGGGCCCCGUGUGCCUCCUAGCCCGUCGCGCCCCUCCUGGGCCCCUGUAGCGCUUCCUAGCCCGUCGCGCCCCUCCUGGGCCCCCGUCGCGCCUCCUAACCUGUCGCGCCCCUCCUGGGCCCCUGUCGUGCCCCCUAGCCCCCCGUCGUGCCCCUCCUGGGCCCCUCGUGCCUCCUAGGCCCCGUCGCACCUCUUCUGGGCCCCGUGAGCCUCCUAGCCCGUCGCGCCCCUCCUGGGCCCCUGCAGCGCUUCCUAGCCCGUCGCGCCCCUCCUGGGCCCCUCGAGCCUCCUAGCACCCGCCGCGCCUUCCUGGCCCCACCGCGCUACCUGGCCCCGUCGCGCCUGCCUGGCCCUGCCGCGCCUCCUGGCCCCGCCGCCCCUGCCUGGCCCCGCCGCGCCUGCCUGGCCCCGUAGCGCCUGCCUGGCCCCGCCGCGCCUGCCUGGCCCCGCCACGCCCUCCUGGCCCCGCCGCGCCUGCCUGGCCCCGCCGCGCUGCCUGGCCCCGCCGCGCCUGUCUGGCCCUGCCGCGCCUCCUGGCCCCGCCUCCUGACAGGGACGCACUGGCCUUUGUGAGGACUGAGCUUCUGAAGAGACACAUCUGCACUGACCUUGGAGAGCUGCGCCGCUAUCUUGGCCUGCAGAUCUCUAGGGACAGAGCAGCACGCACCAUCAUUCUGACCCAGUCACUCUUGGUGCGUCAGGUCCUUCAGAGGUUCGGUCUUCAGUUCUCCUCUGCACAGCCCACACCUCUACCUGUAGACCACGAGCUUUCCGCUCCUGUUCCUGAGGAGCCAGUAGAGCCCAGCGGUCCCUACGCAGAGCUGGUGGGUUGCCUCAUGUACUUGAUGACAUGCACUCGCCCAGAUCUCGCAUACCCUCUCAGCAUCCUGGCUCGCUUUGUGGCCACUGGCAGACACCGACCACAGCACUGGUCGGCUGCUAAGAGGGUUUUGCGAUAUCUAGCAAGUACAUCAGGCAUGGGGUUAGUGUUAGGAGGACGCAGGCCAGUGGUCCUCACUGGGCACACAGACGCUUCUUGGGCAGACGACUCUGAGACGCUCAUGUCGUCGCAGGGCUACUGUUUUAGCCUUGGUUCGGGUGCUAUAUCUUGGAGAUCCACUCGCUCGUCGUCUGUUGCUCAGUCGAGCUGUGAGGCUGAGAUCUACGCCGGUGCCAUGGCGGCACAGGAGCUCCGCUGGCUGACCUUCUUGCUUACUGACUUAGGUGAGCGGCCUAGCUCUGCCCCGGUCCUGUACGCUGACAACAGGGCCAUGAUACUCCUGUGUCAGGAGCCUCGACUUGAGGGCAGAGCGAAGCACAUCCAGCUGCGGUACUUCCUCCUGCGCGAGCUACAGCAGCGCCGCCAGGCCCGCGUAGUUCACUUGGCCUCUGGUGCCAACACAGCUGAUAUCUUUACGAAGGCGCUUGCGCCUAAAGAUCAUCAGCGGCACUGUGUACAACUCGGUCUAGUUCCUGUAGCCUCUCACUUGCUAGGACCUUGACUUUGUACUGUCCUAUAUAUAUCUAUAUAUGUACUCAGACUGGACUUGUGUCCUCUCCCAGUGGCUGGACUAGUAGUGCCGCCCUGGUCUUGUUCUUGUCUUGCCUGUACUCCUUUUGACUGGUCUUUAGACCCUUGUCUCAGUGGCUGGACUAGUAGUGCCGCCCUGAGCUGCUUGUUUAGGAUUUGCCCCUAUGCAGUCUAGGGGGUGUAUCAAAUAUAUGUAUAACUCAUAUUUGUAUAAACUGUAUAGGGUCACCUCUUAGAGGAUACAACACUCUUAGGGAUGUGGCCGGGUAUGGGGGAAGUGGGUGUGCAGGGUAUGGCUGCUGGCAUGGUACCAGGGGGGGUGAUGAUGGGUGGGUAUGGCAUGCAUAUGCAUAGUGCAGGCGAAGUUGAUGGGAGUUAUGAUGGGAGUGGUGCCGCAAGUGUUGGCUUUACUGCUUUGCAUUGUCCGAUAUGUCAUGGUUACCUUGCCACAUCUCCGACUGAUUUG